AUGUUAUUAGGAGAAGAGAAUUAUGAAAUUCAAGGCUUUACCUUAAAGUUCAACUUGAAGAACGAUGGUCAUCCAUCCGCUGACAUUGACCAUUCAUCAACUCUAAAAAACCCUAGUACCUCAAACAGAGUUACAGAGAAUGGUGUCCGGCUCGGGAAUCUGCGCGCGGGCCGUCUGGCUUCUAUCUUGGCGAAGGAACUCCUUAACGGCCAGAAAGUGGUGGUGGUACGCUGCGAAGAGAUUGCCCUCUCCGGUGGCCUCGUUCGCCAGAAAAUGAAGUACCUCCGCUUCCUCCGCAAGCGUAUGAAUACGAAGCCCUCUCAUGGUCCUAUUCACUUUCGCGCUCCUGCUAAAAUCCUCUGGCGCACCAUUCGAGGACGAAGAGAGGGGGCAGCGGCGCUGGCGAGGUUGAAGGCGUACGACGGUGUUCCACCUCCAUACGAUAAGAUGAAGAGGAUGGUCAUUCCCGAUGCUCCCAAGGUUUUGAGGCUUCAGGCUGGGCACAAGUACUGUUUGUUGGGGCGGCUGUCGAGCGAGGUUGGGUGGAACCACUAUGACACCAUUAAGGAGCUAGAAAAUAAGAGGAAAGAGAGGGCCCAGGUGGCAUAUGAUAGGAAGAAGCAGCUGACUAGACUAAGAGUCAAGGCUGAGAAGCCGCAGAGGAGAAACUUGGCUCCCAGCUAG
Molecule: messenger RNA, 684 nt
Organism: Ilex paraguariensis (yerba mate)
Lineage: Eukaryota; Viridiplantae; Streptophyta; Magnoliopsida; Aquifoliales; Aquifoliaceae
Source: the annotation of a GenBank genome assembly